AUGAGCAAAAAACAAGAGUCCACAAAUGUGUUUGUCGAUGUUGAGAAAGGCUCAAUCGAAUCUGCUGCAGUUCCUUUCAGCAAAGGGUUCAACUCAGAAAUCCCCGACAUCGAAGCUUACGGACAAACACAACGGAAAAUUACUCCAAGACAUGUGAGUUUGAUGAUUAUUGGACAAUCGAUAGGAAGUGGUUUAUUUGUUGGAGUGAGAUCUCCUUUGCAUACAAGUGGAUCCUUGUCUUUCUUUUUGUCGUUUGCUGUGUGGGCAGUAUUGGUGAUUUAUCCAUUGAUGCAAGUUGUGGGGGUUAUGUGCGCCUACCUACCCAUCAAGGGUUCGUUUAUACACUUUAGUGCCAGAUAUGUUGAUCCAGCACUUGGGUUUGCUGCAAGCAUCAUAUACAUCUACACUACAAUGAUGUUUGUAUGCCUUGAGGCAACCGCCGUUGCCCAAGUGAUAGGUUACUGGACAGAUAUCAACCCAGGGGUAUGGAUAAGCAUUUGCAUUGUUGUUUAUCUCUGCAUUGGAUUCGUUGGAGCCAAUAUUUAUGGAGAAGUUGAGUUUUUUGCAUCGAUAUUGAAGGUGAUUUUGAUAUUGGGAUUGAUGCUUUUCUCACUCAUAUCCAUGUGUGGUGGUAAUCCUCAUCAUAACGCAUAUGGUUUCCAGCACUGGAAUGAAGGUGGAUUGUUUAGAGAGUACUUGGUGGGCGGAAGCACCGGGAAGUUUUUGGGGUGGUGGAAUGCUUUGUUAUGGGCAGCUUUUGCUGCAGGGGGUCCUGAUAAUUUGGCAUUGUUGGCUGGGGAGGUACACAGGCCAAGGAAAACCAUUGCUUCCGCGGCAAAGAGAACGUAUCUUCGUAUUUACCUAUUCUACAUUGGUGGCAUAUUCUUUUUAAACUGUUUGAUUUCAUCCAUCAAUCCAAAACUUGUUGAGCUGUUGACUUCUGGUGCACAAUCAUCGGCCGGAUCGCCGUGGGUAAUUGGCAUUGAACAAGUUGGAGUGAAAGGAUUGGCAUCAGUUAUCAAUGCUGCAAUUUUGAGCUCGGCGUUUUCUUGUGGGAAUGCCUUCUUUUAUUGCUCAACACGGUCAAUUUAUAGCGCUGCAUUGGCGGGUUACGUACCGAAAUUUUUUGCCAAAUGCAUGCCAAAUGGUUCGCCAAUAUAUUGUGUUGCAGCAACAUUUGCUGUUUCAUUAUUGGCACUCUUGAACGUGAACCAAGCUUCAAGUAAUGUUUUCAAUUGGUUUGUGAAUUUGGCAACAACAGGUUUGUUGCUAGCAUACAUUUGUAUGUGGUGGUUCUACAUCGGAUUUAGAAGAGCCUGGGAGAGACAACAUGGUACCACAAUGAAGUCGCGUUCAUACCCGUACUACUUGAUGGCAGGAUGGAUGCAUCCGAUAAUAACCUACGUUGGGUUUGCACUAACUGUUUUGGUUCUAUUUUUCAAUGGAUUUUGGAUCUUCUUCCCCCAUCAAUUUUCAGUGGCUAAUUUAUUCACCAGCUACUUUGCCCCGGUAUUUUUCAUUUGCUUGUUUGUGUUUUGGAAGUUGUUGAAGAGGACGAGAUUUGUGCGUGCCGAGGAUGCCGAUAUCACAUCAGGCAAACAAGAGAUUGAUGAUGAGGAGGAAGCGGAGGAUAUAGAAUACGAGCAAAAACAGGCUCAAUACGAUGGGGCUAAUUGGUAUGUGAAAUUGUGGAGGAGUAUAUAUAGCUUCUGCUUUACCUGA
Molecule: messenger RNA, 1722 nt
Organism: Lodderomyces theae
Lineage: Eukaryota; Fungi; Ascomycota; Pichiomycetes; Serinales; Debaryomycetaceae
Product: PUT4
Exons: 1
Coding region: 1-1722 (573 amino acids)
Biological process (GO): amino acid transmembrane transport
Cellular component (GO): membrane
Molecular function (GO): amino acid transmembrane transporter activity
Source: RefSeq, a predicted model, not a curated record